This is a messenger RNA of Drosophila hydei, 7343 nucleotides long. RefSeq lists its product as uncharacterized. Gene Ontology annotation, biological process: calcium-mediated signaling; neuron projection development; actin filament organization. The record is from RefSeq and is a predicted model, not a curated record. The transcript has 15 exons. Lineage: Eukaryota; Metazoa; Arthropoda; Insecta; Diptera; Drosophilidae. Gene Ontology annotation, cellular component: dendrite; actin cytoskeleton; postsynaptic density. Gene Ontology annotation, molecular function: actin filament binding. The coding region runs from base 826 to 7182 and encodes 2118 amino acids.
ACCCUUUUUGAAAACAAAAUUGCAAUUUUAAUGAUAUAUGCAUGAGAACAUGUAUACAUAACUGUUAAUUUGCAGAUUUACAGACCUGAAAAAAACGCAGUUCGCUACGGAGUACACAAACCCGAGUUAAAUAUACAUAUGCAAAAAAAACAUGACAAAAAGGAAAUUGUUGCUAAAUAAUCAUGUAUUGUGCAUAUAUGCAUAUCUAUACAUUCAUAUGUGUUGAAGUGAAUGCAAAACAAGCUGCAAACGUAAACUUGUGAACGUGGACGCCACUCCUUUUGCGCAAAAAGAAAAAAAAUUAAAUGUAAAAAGGCGGCGUCGUCGUCGUCGUCUGUGCGUGGAUAGAGAUUGAGUGAGAGCUGCUGCGCCGGAGUUGAACUUCGCAUAUGCAUACAUACCAACAAGCAUAGGGUGUGUGUGUGAGUGAGUGUCGGCAAAUUUCUACAGAGCACAUAGAACUAUUGCUAUUGCACACAACAAAUUGUGAUAGAAAUUUGCAUUUACAACAAACAAAAUGCUUGGAACGGCGGUAGCUUGAUUAGCAAACAGCAAGAACAACAAAAAAUUAACAACAACGAAAACGACGCUCGCCACGCUUGGGUGCCAUCAGCUGGGAGGAGUAGGUGGGACAGCAGCAACAGCAGCAGCAGCUAUUACAACUAUCAACACCUGGAAUUAACACAGCCAAACACAAUUGCAAUGCCAAAACUUUCUACAGACGCUAGCGCUUAGCUGUUGGGCAUAACCCCAAAACUAAAGUCAAUUCGAAAGCAACUAACAACAGCAGUUAAAACAGGACACAGAAAUUAAGACAGAUCCACUAUGGAGAAGCCCAUGCAGCAUGCGCCCGCUCCCGUUGGGAAAGUCUCUCAGAUUGCCAACAUCUUUCAGCGAAAACCCAUUGAAAUUCAGCCGGUCGAGCAGCUGAGUGCCGUUGCAGCAGCUCACGCAGCAGCAGCCGCUGCAGCCGCGGCUAAUCCAACAACAAACGUGCGCACCGAAUCCCACUCGGCCAGGUUUAACAAUGCUCGUGCACUCUUCGAAAAGCUGGGCGUGGAGUCUACAAACACGAAUGUGAGCACACGUCUGAUGCGCAGCAGCUCACGCGAGGAUAAUCUAUACGAAGGCUCAGAUCGUUCCUCAUCGCGCUCCUCGGAUCGUUCACAGUCGCCGCCGAAGCGACGCAUACCAUUCCCAUCCGGCGCCAGCCUCAACCAGAGCAACAACAUUUCACAAAACUGCACGGAUCGUUUGAAUAACAGUAAAUUUAUUGUGGAUCCUACGCCAGCUGUCAAAUAUCCGCAACACAAUCUAUCACGACUGAAGUCGGAGGAGUUGAAUACAGUGGCCGUGGCGCCGCCAACGACUGGUUCGGUCAGCGCACUCUUUGCCAGCGGCGGCGGAGGCGGCGACAAGCCGGAGAAGCCCGAACGCAAAUUCAAUUCGAGGGAGCUCAUCGAGAAGCAAAAGAAGUGGACCUCACACUUCACCAAGACAAAGACAACACGCACGCACAGCGAUCUCAAUCGUUGCGAUAUAAUACGCACGGUGCCCGGCACGGGACUAAUUAUGGAUGUUGAGCGGACACCCAAGGCCAGUCCGGAGCUGCGACAGCAUGCGAUUGUGGUUGCCGGGUCGACACCCGGUGCCACACCGCCGCCGUCCUCAAUUCCACCCGAGAUUAAGCCACGAAGUGGCAAGAUUGGCAGCCCCGUCAAGUCGCCCCCCUUGCCGCCCAUUCCAGCCGUUAAGCCAAAGAAUGUUAGUCCCGUUAAGUAUAACGCAGUGACUACUAAAUGCGCCGAGGCAGCGCCUCCGCCGCCACCAGCUAAAUCGGCAGCUGUGACGGCGGCCAUGCAACGUUCAGCGCUGCUGCAACAGGAGCAGCAGCAGCAGCAGCAACAACAGCAGCAACAACUCAGUGCACCUGUGCCACCUGAGAAGCCACGUAAAAAAUCCAUUGAUCUUAUUGAGGAUGCAGUGCCAAUAACUUGCUCAACGCCCUCGCCCACCAGUUCGAUGAGCGCCCAUCUGCAAGCAGCCAAGCGAGGAUCUAUAGACGCACCUGUCUCUGGAGCACCUUAUGCAGGUAACAGCAAUGGCCUCAGCGGCAGCACCAAUUCGGCAACAUCUGCCUCGCCAGAUCAGGCCAGCGCAGCGUCGGAUCCCUCCUCGCCCGUUUGCACGGAGGAUGAGAAGCAAGAGAAUGAAUCCACUGAGAAGUCGGAUAACGAGCAUUAUCAGAACAAAUAUAACAGUGUGCCAAGGCGACGCCGACGCAGCGACAACGAAGGUCAGAAAUCUGUAGACGAGGCAACAGUGCAACAGCAGCCGCCACAACAUCAAUAUUCCAGCUCGAAUUCCGUAAACGGAUCUCCACAGCGUGUGGCCAAUAAGCGCAGCAGCAUCACCGUAAAUAUGCCUGCAGCAGGUUUAGGUCAGCGGCCACCUAGCAUCAUUUCGACAGCCAGCCAGGAUGAGGUUGGCUGCCUGGAUGAGGGUAAAGACGGCAUCAAGGCGAAGCUGCAGUCACCAUGCGAUGGCAACCAGGAGCAGCCACACAGUCUCAACUAUGUGGACGUUGGCUAUCGUCUCAAUCCCGAUGGCAGCGAGUCGCGUGAGGUGUUCAGCUCCGAGGCGGAUCUGUAUGUGACGGCAAAGGUGAGCGAUAUGCAGCGCAAGUUCCAUGGCGCCAACGGGUUCGUCCAGGAAUCUAGCACAGUCUAUGCCAUUAUUGUGCCGGAACAGCAGCAGGAGCCACAGAUGGCAACACCUGCUCGAGUGCUAUUGCAGUCGCCGACUACAAGCGUGGAUGGGUCGCCGUUACAUCGCGGCGCCUUUAAUUCACCGCCAGUGGGCGUGGUCUCACCCAUACGGCGCGCCAGCGGACAGCAGCAAUGUGAGCAAAAUGGUGGAGGCAAUGACGAAACGUGCAGCACUAAAUCCACUCCCCAAAUGUCACCAGUCAAAGGUAUUGCGCCCAUUGCCUCCAUUGAUCCGCACGAAGAGGAGCUCAACCUAGAGGACGAGGAAGACGAGCAAUUAGCUGUCGAAUAUGUAGAUGUGCUGAACGAGGACGAAGAGGAGGAGGAGGAGGAGGACGAGGCACCAGUUUUGCCCGAACGAUGUGCGCCUGCACUGGAGCUUCAAGAUCUGGAGUAUGCGGACACCAGCGCUGGCGAGGAUGAAGACGACAUGUUGCAGCACUUGAAUAGUAAUGUCAUUGAUGAAAUGAUCAAGGUGCACAUAACGCCUGCAGCUGCAGCUGCACCUGCGCCAGCACCUGCUCCAGCUCCAGCUCCAGCUGCCGCUCCAGCCGCGGCAAUGCCUCGUGAUGAUAGCUUGCCAGAUGCCAUGACAGCCGCUGAGGCCGAGCGACUGUUGAGUUCAAGCAUUUUGGAAAACAAAAUCAGACAACAGUCGCUGCUGUCUGACGAGCAGGCCAAAGAGGUUGAGCAGAUACUCAACGUCUCGCCCAACGUGGGCGUGGCUGUUGCUGCCGUUGUUGCCACAGCAACAUCGCCGACCAGCAUCAAGAAUCUCAUCGAGGAGCAGUCCACAGGCAAACAGACAAAAGACACACAAAUUGAUGCUGUCCCAGUGUCCGUUGUCGCAGACGAGGCAAAGCCAGCUGAAGCAGAAGCCGACGGCGAAGUCGAAGCCGUAGCUGGAGAAGAGCUAGUUGAAGAAGACUUUGAUUCGGAUGACGUUGAGGCGGUGAAUAUUGUGGGCAUAGGACAUGCAGUGGCCACGACUGCUGCAUUGAAUGCGACAUUUGUUAAGGCGGAUAGUACAGAGACAGAAAACACAGCAACAACAACAACCACAACAACACCCUCAACUGCAACAGCGUCGACUACAAGGCAUGACGAGGACGAGCCCGAGUGGCUGCGGGAUGUGUUAGAGGCGCCAAAGCGUAGCCUAGAGAAUCUGCUAAUAAACACAACGACACAUCGAGCAGAACUAGAGAACGGUUACGAGGCUAUUGAGGGAAAACAUUCCGAUUUAAAUCAGACCUAUAUCACGGGAGAGUCGCUGCACGAAUCAAUUGUCUCCGUGGAGUCCACGCAAUCAGAUGCAACGUUCAAUCAGACGACCACCAUCGACGACAGCAUCAUCUCGAGCAAGCACAACUCAACGUAUUCGUUAGCGGACGUGGAGCAGGCAACCAGUUCAACUAUAUUGAGCACUGGCCUAACCGAGCUAGACGACAGUCAGUACUACAUACCGGAAUAUCCGCCGGUGCGGAGCAAGGAGGUUCUGGUCGAGGCGGGCGUGCAUUACUUUGAGGAUGGCAACUUUUGGAUGGAAGUGCCCGGUCUGCUAGACUUUGACGACGACGACUGCUCAUAUCCGCCCAUCACAGUUCGAAAGAAUCCCAAGGUGCGAUUCAGCUCCGGCCCCAUACACGUGUAUUCAACGUUCUCUGUGACUGACUACGAUCGCCGCAAUGAAGAUGUUGAUCCGGUGGCCGCGUCAGCCGAAUAUGAGCUGGAAAAACGUGUCGAAAAGAUGCACGUGUUUCCAGUUGAAUUGAUGAAAGGUCCUGAGGGUUUGGGUCUUAGCAUCAUUGGCAUGGGCGUUGGUGCCGACGCUGGCUUAGAGAAACUAGGCAUAUUCGUUAAAACGAUCACAGACAACGGCGCCGCAGCACGUGACGGACGCAUACAAGUCAACGAUCAGAUAAUCGAAGUGGACGGCAAGAGUCUGGUGGGCGUUACCCAAGCUUACGCAGCUUCAGUAUUGCGCAAUACAUCCGGUCUAGUCAAAUUUCAAAUCGGACGCGAACGAGAUCCCGAAAACUCCGAGGUCGCCCAGCUCAUACGGCUGAGUCUGCAAGCGGAUCGAGAGAAAGAAGAACGCAUUAAACGGCAACAAGAGGAGUACUUGCGACGCACGCUCGACUACUCUGAGGACUCGACACAGCCCGUAUCCGCUAAUUCAAGUGUGUGCGAGGGACCGUCGAGUCCCGUGCAGGUCGAACAUCCAAUGGAGGUCGAGGCCACACACUCGCAGGAGGUUGAGUCGCUGAAGCGACUCCUCCAGGAGAGCGAAAUGUGUUGCAUGGUUAAGGAAGAAAUUAUUCAAAAUCUUAAACGAAAGUUGGUCAAGCUGGAGACAACGGGAAAUGAGAAUGAAUUGCUCAGCGAACGCUUGCGGCAGAGUGAGCGUGAGCUGGGCAACAUUAAGAAGGAGGCGGCCAAUCUGCAAAAUAUGCUGCAGCAGUCGCAGGCCCAGUACAUGGCAUUGGACAAGAAGUACAACAAGGCCAAGCGGCUGGUGCGCGAGUAUCAGCAACGGGAGCUGGACAUGUGCCAUCGCGAGGAGUUCUAUCAGCAGUUGCUGCAGGAGAAGGACACGGAGUACAAUGCGUUGGUCAAGAAGUUAAAGGAUCGUGUCAUCCAUCUGGAGCAUGAGCUGCAGGAAACGCAACGAAAGGCUGGCUUUCCAGUCGGCUUGCCAUACGACAGCGCCACGCUAAAGCUGACGCCACAAAUGAUGCGUAAGACGCCGCCCAAGCCGCUCUUCCACAAGCUGGAAACGGAGCUAUCCGAUACGGAAAUCUCCGAUCUGUCGCCCGAUGGCGAUGGCGUCAAGACGGCAACAGUGGAGCGCAAAGUUCCCGUCAAGGACGAAUUAGACGCGGCCGUGCCGCAGCACGAGCUGCUGGACAACUCUGUCAACAAGACCAAGAUCGAGCUCGCCUCCCGUGGUGGUCUAGCCAAUCGCCAGCUGCCAUCGUCAAACGUGCCCAAUGGCAGCAACACCAAUGGAGCCAGCGAGCUGCUGCUUAAUGGCAAUUUGUCCAAGCGUAGCAGAAGCAAUAGCCGCAGCUCCGAUUGCACACUGGACGACAGCGAUGAGGAGGAGGAGGAGGAGGUGCAACUGGAGCAGACUGCCCACAUUUUGGCAGCGAGUGCGCCGCCUACGGCGCAUGAGAGCAUUAGCCUAUCCAAUGGCAAUUCGCAUCUGCUGGCCAAUAUGAACAACUUGUUGCAAAGUCAUCCGCCUGCCUCGAAUGCAAUUAUCGGCAGUGGCAUUAUCCCAGCUUCGAACGGUCAUGUGGGCACCACAACGGCCAUACUGCUGAACUCGACUUCGACAUCGGCGUCGUCCAGCUCGUCGAAUCAGUCGACGGCGCGCGAAGCACAAAUCAAUCAGCUGUACGCUCAGGUACACAAGGAUCCCAGCAAGCAACAGCAGCAGCAGCAACAGCAUCAGGCAUCCAGUUUGUUUAAGACUGCGCUGGGCUCGCCGGCCGAUGCUGGAGGCGGCUUGAAUGACUUCCAUCGGGGCAGCAUGACAACCUUUGGCACUGCCAGCAAUCGUGAUCUCAACAGCUCGUACGAUUCAAUUGUGGGCUCGAAUGAUAAGCUGGCCGAAGCGAACGAUCAAGGCGAGAACUGGAUGUAUCCGAGUCGACGACGUGUCGCCCCCAAUGGCACCAAGCUGCCGGGCUCCAGUUUCACUGACCAGCUCAAUCAAGCACUGUCCGAUCGUGAGAGGCGUCUUGGGGACGGCUCCUCGCGCCACUCCAGCGACGAUUACACGGAGAUCAACAAGAACCAAAGCGCCGCAGCGAUCAACUGCAAAACGCUGAUCAAUGAGAUUCGCCAGGCGGUCAAUGAAGCACAGCCAAAAGUUAAACAAGUUGUUCCGCAAUCGCUCUCCCCGCCCGGCACAGUGCCCUGGCAGCAACAGCAUCAUCAUCAGCAGCAGCUGACACAAUCGGCGCAUGCCACAGGGCCGCCCUCGCCGACGAGCAUGUCGUCGGGCUGCUCCUCGCCCGGAUACUCACCCAGCCGAACUCUGGAUCUAUCCGGCUCCAGUUCUAGUUUCUCGGACCGAAAAGCGGCGGCUGCUUGCUACAAUUACAAAGGCGGACCAGUGCACGAAUGGACCAAGGAACAGGUGGGCCACUGGUUGAUGGGCAUCGAGCUGGAGCGCUAUAUACCUGUCUUCAAAGAGCACAACGUGGAGGGCGGCGCUUUGCUCACGCUCGACUCAAAGGACUUCAAGACCUUGGGUGUUUGUGGCGACGAUAAGAAUCGGUUGAAGAAGCGCUUGAAGGACCUGAAGGCGAGCAUCGAAAAGGAGCGCAAGGACAUGGAGCGAGAACGUCGCGAACGUGAAAAAGCCAUACGCAAGGCCGAAAAGAAGGCGGCCAAGAAAAAAUAAGUAGUUGAAUUCUAGACUUUAAGCAACAAAGUAGCCAAAAACCAAACCAUAUAUGUAUGCAUACUAAGCAGUCAAAACAUCUCUAUGCAUACCCCAACAGAUGCGUUUAAAUAUAUAUAUAUAUAUGAGUAUAUAUAUUUAUAGGAAUAGAACACUUAUAU